CAGGCCGGCUCGCGCCCUCUCGCUUUCCACCGGCCCGCGAGAUUCCCCCCUCCCCUUCCGCCUCGCGGCGCUUCCUCGCGCCGCGGUCUUCUCGAUCCACCCCUGACACCGCGGGGCUCCCCCCGCCCGCCAACGGCGGGUCCCCGGCUUCGCGAUCUCUCUCGCUUCCCGCGCUCUCCAACGGGGGCCCAGCCCCGGGCCCUCUUCCCCUCGCCUCUAAUUUCUCUUCCGGACGCUGCCAUCAUGUUGAAGCCUCAGCCGCCACAACAGACCUCCCAGCCCCAGCAGCCGCCCCCCACGCAACAGGCCGUGGCCCGUCGGCCUCCCGGCGGGACCAGCCCUCCCAACGGCGGCCUCCCGGGGCCGCUGCCCGCCACCACGGCUCCCCCGGGGCCUCCUGCGGCCGUCUCCUCCUGCCUGGGGCCUGCAGCUGCGGCCGGGAGCGGGCUUCGCCGCGGAGCCGAGAGCAUCUUGGCGGCGCCACCGCCACCGCAGCAUCAAGAGCGGCCAGGGGCAGUGGCUAUCGGCAGCGUCAGGGGACAGAGCACCGGAAAGGGACCCCCACAGUCACCUGUAUUUGAAGGUGUCUACAACAAUUCCAGGAUGCUGCAUUUCCUGACGGCUGUAGUGGGUUCCACUUGUGAUGUAAAGGUGAAGAAUGGCACCACUUACGAGGGCAUUUUCAAGACUCUGAGCUCCAAGUUUGAACUGGCAGUAGACGCAGUACACCGGAAAGCAUCUGAGCCAGCAGGUGGGCCUCGCCGGGAAGACAUUGUGGACACCAUGGUGUUUAAACCAAGUGAUGUUCUGCUUGUCCACUUCCGAAAUGUUGACUUCAAUUAUGCUACUAAAGACAAGUUCACUGACUCAGCCAUUGCCAUGAACUCUAAGGUGAAUGGAGAGCACAAAGAGAAGGUGCUGCAGCGUUGGGAGGGCGGCGACAGCAACAGCGAUGACUACGAUCUGGAAUCCGAUAUGUCCAAUGGAUGGGAUCCCAAUGAGAUGUUCAAAUUUAAUGAGGAGAACUAUGGAGUGAAGACCACCUAUGACAGCAGUCUGUCUUCUUACACGGUUCCCUUGGAAAAGGACAACUCAGAAGAGUUUCGGCAGCGGGAGCUGCGUGCAGCCCAGUUGGCCCGAGAGAUUGAGUCGAGUCCCCAGUACCGCCUACGGAUUGCCAUGGAAAAUGAUGAUGGGCGAACGGAGGAAGAGAAGCACAGUGCAGUUCAGCGGCAGGGUUCUGGGCGGGAGAGCCCCAGCUUGGUGUCCAGGGAGGGGAAGUAUAUCCCCCUGCCUCAACGAGUUCGGGAAGGUCCCCGGGGAGGAGUUCGAUGCAGCGGUUCUCGAGGAGGACGGCCUGGCCUUAGCUCUUUGCCACCUCGUGGCCCUCACCACCUUGAUAACAGCAGCCCUGGCCCUGGGUCUGAGGCACGUGGUAUCAAUGGAGGCCCUUCCCGAAUGUCCCCCAAGGCGCAGCGGCCUCUGAGAGGUGCCAAGACUUUAUCUUCGCCCAACAAUAGGCCUUCUGGAGAAGCUUCCGUUCCUCCAACACCUGCAGCUCUCUCUUUUCUUCCAGUGGGCCGGAUGUACCCUCCACGGUCUCCCAAGUCUGCUGCCCCCGCCCCAGUCUCAGCUUCCUGUCCUGAGCCUCCCAUUGGUUCAGCAGUAGUGUCCUCUGCCUCCAUCCCUGUGACAUCAUCAGUUGUGGAUCCUGGAGCAGGCUCUAUUUCCCCAGCAUCUCCCAAAAUUUCCCUGGCCCCCACAGAUGUAAAAGAACUCCCGACCAAGGAGCCCGGUAGGACUUUGGAGGCCCAAGAGCUGGCCCGGAUAGCUGGGAAAGUCCCUGGGCUUCAGAAUGAACAAAAACGAUUUCAGUUGGAAGAACUGAGGAAGUUUGGGGCCCAGUUUAAGCUUCAAUCUAGUAGCUCCCCUGAGACCGGCCUGGAUCCAUUUCCUUCCCGGAUCUUAAAAGAAGAGGCCAAAGGAAAGGAGAAGGAGGUGGAUGGCCUAUUGACUUCAGAUCCCAUGGGAUCCCCAGUCUCCUCCAAGACAGAAUCCAUAUUGGAUAAGGAAGACAAACCACCCCUGGCAGCAGUUGGGGGCACUGAGGGGCCAGAGCAGCUCCCGCCAUCUUGCCCCAGCCAAACUGGCAGUCCCCCAGUGGGCCUCAUCAAGGGAGAUGACAAGGAGGAGGGCCCUGUUACUGAACAAGUAAAGAAGUCUACUUUGAACCCCAAUGCCAAGGAGUUCAAUCCAACAAAGCCUCUGCUGUCUGUGAACAAAUCUACCAGUACUCCCACUUCCCCAGGGCCCCGUACUCACUCAACACCUUCCAUACCGGUGCUGACAGCAGGCCAGAGCGGGCUCUACAGUCCCCAGUACAUCUCAUAUAUACCUCAGAUCCACAUGGGACCAGCUGUGCAGGCACCUCAGAUGUAUCCAUAUCCUGUAUCCAAUUCGGUGCCUGGGCAGCAGGGCAAGUACCGGGGUGCAAAAGGCUCACUCCCCCCCCAGCGCUCAGACCAACACCAGCCAGCCUCAGCCCCUCCGAUGAUGCAGGCUGCCGCUGCUGCUGCUGGCCCACCCCUGGUGGCUGCCACACCUUAUUCCUCCUACAUCCCCUACAACCCACAGCAGUUCCCAGGCCAGCCUGCCAUGAUGCAGCCAAUGGCACACUACCCUUCACAGCCGGUGUUUGCCCCUAUGCUUCAAAGUAACCCACGAAUGUUGACAUCGGGAAGCCACCCCCAGGCCAUUGUGUCAUCCUCCACUCCUCAGUACCCCUCUGCAGAGCAGCCUACCCCCCAAGCCCUCUAUGCCACUGUUCACCAGUCCUAUCCACACCAUGCCACCCAGCUCCAUGGCCACCAGCCACAGCCGGCCACCACACCUACUGGGAGCCAGCCACAAUCCCAGCAUGCGGCCCCCAGUCCUGUUCAGCACCAGGCGGGGCAGGCCCCACACCUGGGCAGUGGACAGCCACAGCAGAAUCUGUACCAUCCAGGGGCCCUAACAGGCACGCCGCCUUCUCUACCACCGGGACCUUCUGCCCAGUCCCCUCAGAGCAGCUUUCCCCAGCCAGCUGCUGUGUAUGCCAUCCAUCCCCACCAGCAGCUGCCCCACGGCUUCACCAACAUGGCCCAUGUUACCCAGGCCCAUGUCCAAACUGGAGUCACAGCAGCCCCGCCCCCACACCCCGGGGCACCCCACCCGCCCCAGGUGAUGCUGCUGCACCCCCCCCAGGGCCAUGGGGGGCCCCCCCAAGGCGCGGUGCCCCCGAGUGGGGUGCCUGCACUCUCAGCUUCCACACCCUCACCCUACCCCUACAUCGGACACCCCCAAGGUGAGCAGCCUGGCCAGGCGCCUGGAUUUCCAGGAGGAGCCGAUGACAGGAUUCCUCUCAGUGACCCCGACUGUCUCCUGACUUAGCCGAGGUAAGGUCAGCGCAGCAGACAGGGCCAGACUGGGGCGUGGGGGGCUGAGCUGGGCAACUGAGUAAGGGCUCUCUGGCCUACUGGGAAACAGCGAUUGACCUGUACUUCUGACAGCCCCUGAGACUCCUGGAGGAGGCCGCUCCUCCCCACACCCCCACCCCCCCUGGACGCAUUGACAGAGGGACAGCUGCUCGGGUUCUAAUGCUCCUGCUCUCUCUCUCUCCCCUCCAACCAGUUCAAUCUCAUCCCUCCCAGCAGCUCCCCUUCCACCCCCCGGGGAACUGAAGAUUGUCCUGGCCGCGACCUGAGACCUCCAUGAGUGGAGGAAGAGUGAUCUAUGUCUCUUCCCCCAGCAGCUCGGACCAGUCCUAGCCCCGCCCCAACCCCUUUCCCUUGGGGAGCUGGGGAAUUCCUGCCAAGCACCUUGAAUGGGAGGGGUCCUUGAAGUGGGCGGGGCUGGGGUCCAGCGGGGGGUGGGGGAGGUUCCUGCUCUGCCCCUGCCGGGUCCCACCCAGUCUUGUCCUCCCAUCCUCUCAUCUAUUCCCCCGCUGGAGACGGAAGAUCUUUUAUUUUCUAUUAUUUAUAACCUCAGACUUGGGCCCCCUGUUCUUCCCCAUUAACUUGAGUAUCCUGUGUGAGAGACCGACAGACAGAUGCCUCAAGGACUUUUACUUUUUAUUACAUAAAAAAUUUUAAAAAAAUAAAUAAAAAAAAUAAAAUUUUAAACUAACUUAA
Peromyscus eremicus (cactus mouse) is the source of this 4169-nucleotide messenger RNA. RefSeq names its product ataxin 2 like (gene Atxn2l). Gene Ontology annotation, molecular function: RNA binding. Gene Ontology annotation, cellular component: cytoplasmic stress granule. Bases 244 to 3429 code for a protein of 1061 amino acids. The transcript is spliced from 23 exons. Lineage: Eukaryota; Metazoa; Chordata; Mammalia; Rodentia; Cricetidae. The record is from RefSeq and is a predicted model, not a curated record. Gene Ontology annotation, biological process: cytoplasmic stress granule assembly.